Amborella trichopoda is the source of this 2373-nucleotide messenger RNA. Its product is annotated as putative sugar phosphate/phosphate translocator At1g48230. NCBI's taxonomy places the organism in Eukaryota, Viridiplantae, Streptophyta, Magnoliopsida, Amborellales, Amborellaceae. The record is from RefSeq and is a predicted model, not a curated record.
GAGGCUAUAAGCCUAUAACGAUUAAUGACAAAAAUAAUAAAAUCACAUAUUUUUCAUGAAUUAAUCAACGUAGAAGCAAGGUACCGAGGCUCCCUUUAAAUGCUCUCUCUCUCUCUCUCUAGUUCUCUCUCUCUCUUUCUAAUCGGUUUUUGCAGAGUAAUCAGCAGAAGAAGGUCGUUCUGAAACCCUAAUUUUCUUCCAAGAUUAAGAAAUCGUUCUUCAGAUGCUGAAUAUAUUAAAUGAAUGGCAGGUUUCCUGCAUUUUUGGAGGAUAUAAGGCAUGAAGCAAACUGUAAGCAAAUUUAAAGGUGGCUGAGGCAGGUGUGCUAAGAUGCCAAGUUUAAGCAAUCCAAUAAGCUUGAGUGAUUGCAACACAUGGCUUUUGAAGGUUUAUAAGCUUGAACAGUCUGCCUUUUACUCAUCAAGGAGAAACUCCAUGUAAUAUGGGCUUGCAUUGAGCUUGUUUCGUCUAUCGUUGAAAGAAGACUGCUGAAACAACAUGCUCUAUUUAUUAGCGCACUUGUCAUCCAACGUAGCAAGUCCCGAUAUUUUAGAUGCUCACAUCUGUGUAGUUCGGAAUUGAUAUUUGGAGACCCCUUUCUAUCUCCUGUCAAGUAAAGGUGCAGCCAUGUUGAUCAACAAACCCCUGCUACUAACAUAUUUGUACCUGCUAAUAUACAUCCUUCUGUCAUCAGGUGUUAUUUUAUUUAACAAGUGGGUGCUAUCUCCAAAAUAUUUCAAGUUUCCGUUUCCUAUAACGCUGACCAUGAUUCACAUGGGUUUUUCUGGUGUAGUCGCAUUCGUUCUUAUUCAUGUUUUCAAGGUUGUAGCACCCGUCAAGAUGACAUUUGUAAUAUAUACAACAUAUGUCCUCCCCAUCAGUGCUUUCUUUGCGGCGAGCCUUUGGUUUGGUAAUACUGCGUAUUUGCAUAUUUCCGUGGCUUUUAUUCAAAUGCUUAAAGCCCUUAUGCCAGUUGCAACCUUUCUGAUGGCUGUUGUUUGCGGCACUGACACACUAAGGUGUGACGUGUUCUUGAACAUGGUGCUGGUCAGUGUAGGAGUUGUCAUUUCUUCAUACGGGGAGAUCCAUUUUAAUGUAGUUGGGACACUUUAUCAGGUUACUGGUAUAUUUGCGGAAGCUCUUAGGCUGGUCUUAACUCAAGUCCUCCUCCAAAAGAAAGGCUUGACACUGAAUCCUAUUACUAGUUUAUAUUAUAUAGCACCUUGCAGCUUCCUGUUUCUAUUUGUACCUUGGUAUUUGUUGGAGAUGCCAGCAAUGGAAGUUUCACAGAUACAGUUCAAUUUUUGGAUUUUCUUCUCAAAUGCUCUUUGUGCUCUAGCAUUGAAUUUCUCAAUAUUUUUAGUAAUUGGAAGAACUGGAGCUGUCACCAUCCGGGUUGCUGGUGUUUUAAAGGAUUGGAUUUUGAUAGCCCUUUCAACUAUUAUAUUUCCAGAAUCAGCUAUUACUGGACUAAAUAUCAUCGGCUACGCAAUUGCUCUAUGUGGGGUUGUCAUGUACAACUACUUGAAAGUUAAGGAUGUUCGUGCUUCAAAUCAACUUCCAACUGAAACUAUCCCAGAACGAACAAGCAAGGAAUGGAAGCUGGAUAAAAAGUCAUCGGAUCUGUACCCAAACAACAAUAAUGGUGGCAAUGGCCCUGGGAAUAAUGGCUCGGGAGUCAAUGUCAAUGUAGAUGAAGAAGCCCCUCUCAUUCCGUCAUCGAGACUCUCUCACAUUGGUCGAUCCCAGCUUAGCACGCAUUCCAACUGACUUUUUCUCACCCCCUCACUUGUAUGUUCACUGACCAACCAUUAUUUUAGGGUCCCUCCUCUCUGUCUUUUCCUUUUGGCUUCUCUCCCAUUUGGUUUUCCUUGAGGUGGUGUGCUUGAAUCUGUCCCUACAGGCCUGAUUUCAAGUAGGAGCACAUUCAGUUGUGGCCAUUUUUGUAACGGGUCACAUCACUAUGCAUGGAGUGUCUGCUUUGAGUCCCAUUUUCUCUCGCUACAGCAAGGCAGCUCGCCAUUUAUAAUCAUUUUCUUGAACUUCAUCCAAGAGUGCAUUUUAUAUCCCGUUUUCUCUGAGGACCGCCUGUUUUAUCUCCCAUUUUCACAUGCUACAGGGAAGGAGUGCCCAUUUUUUACCUUAUUUCUCUCUCUACAAUUUAGACCGGAAAACCAAAAAAGGAGAGAACCCAGGUUCUGGAAUUUUUUUGCCUGGCAUGGUUCUGUUUCACCUCCAAGACUGGCCAGAAUUCAAUAUCUAAAAAUGCGCAUUUUUAUGUGGCAAUCUCCAUGUAAACUCUGUUGUAUCCCUUCCAUGAAUAUUCAGUGAAUUUAGCAGAUUUUAUGCCAUUCAACUCCAUUCUUAUUCUUA